This is a messenger RNA of Pseudovirgaria hyperparasitica, 1377 nucleotides long. RefSeq lists its product as uncharacterized. Gene Ontology annotation, cellular component: membrane. Bases 1 to 1377 code for a protein of 458 amino acids. Gene Ontology annotation, biological process: transmembrane transport; monoatomic cation transport. The record is from RefSeq and is a predicted model, not a curated record. Gene Ontology annotation, molecular function: monoatomic cation transmembrane transporter activity. The transcript has a single exon. NCBI's taxonomy places the organism in Eukaryota, Fungi, Ascomycota, Dothideomycetes, Acrospermales, Acrospermaceae.
AUGCGUCCCAGUCCCUUCCACCACCAUCCACAUCCACAUCGCGCAUCCUCCUCACACCAUGUUCCACAGUCGUCUCAGUCGCAUGCUGAAAUCGUAACGCUACCAGGUGGCGGAAGCACUUCAAUCGAACCCUCCGCAGUGUCCAAGAAGUCAGUGGACGUAAAUGCGCGCCACAUCACUCAUCGACAUGAUGCCUAUGCAAGCGACAUCGAAAGAGAGAGUCUACCGCAGUACACGUCUCACAAUGAUCCAUUCAACUUGGAAAGCCGGAAGGUCGGAGACUCGGAGCUUGCGGCUAUCAGAGCGAACACAUCCAAAAAGCGUGAUGGCAUCAGUAUCGGACCCCUAGCGCUAAGCAAAGGAGGCCGCAAGGCGCAAAAGAUCCAUGACUUCUAUGAGACACAGAAUGAGAAUAUCGACAGGCUGCUUAAGCCUGUUGAGGACCAUACUGAAGAUGCCAGGAAGAGUGACGAGGAGAAUCACUUGCAAUACAAGAUCGCAGUCACCGGGUCUUUCGUCGCGAACGUUGUCCUAGCUGGUCUACAGCUUUACGGAGCUGCCUCUUCAGGUUCGCUUUCGCUCUUUACAACCAUGGCCGACUCCUUGUUUGAUCCGUUAUCGAAUGUUACUCUGAUUCUCUGCAAUCGCGCAGUCAAACGCGUCGACCCUCGCAAAUUCCCAUCUGGCAAGGCUCGUAUUGAGACCGCCGGAAACAUCUUCUUCUGCUUUCUAAUGGUAUCAGUCUCUCUUAUAAUUAUCGUCAUGUCCAUACGAGAGCUAGUGGAGGGCUCCAAAACAGCAACCAACGGCUUCCAUCUUCCGUCCGUGAUUGCUGUCGCGGUUGCCUUCUGCACCAAACUUGGUCUCUUCUUCUACUGCUGGGCGCUCCGGAACACAUACUCCCAGAUCAGAAUUCUCUGGGAGGACCAUCGCAAUGACUUGUUCAUUAAUGGCUUUGGUAUCUUGACUUCCGUCGGUGGAUCCAAGCUUCGAUGGUGGAUUGAUCCAAUGGGUGCCAUCAUUCUCUCGCUCCUAAUCAUCUGCCUCUGGCUGCGGACCGCUUGGAGUGAAUUUCAAUUACUCAUUGGGGUUUCUGCAGAUACGUCAAUGUUGCAGCACAUUACGUAUAUUUCCAUGACCCAUUCUCCUGAAAUCAGAGCCAUCGAUACUGUGCGUGCAUACCACAGUGGACCACGCCUGAUUGUUGAGGUAGACAUUGUCAUGGAACCCGAAGAAACCCUGAAGAGGACUCAUGAUGUUGCUGAAGAUCUGCAAAAGAAGCUUGAGAGUCUACCUGAUGUUGAACGUGCGUAUGUCCAUGUCGACUAUGACACGGACCAUCCUCCUGAGCAUUUCGUCGUAAAGAAGGAUGUUUGA